Pteronotus mesoamericanus is the source of this 1227-nucleotide messenger RNA. It is a transcript of the gene TSPAN31, whose product is annotated as tetraspanin 31. The coding region runs from base 95 to 772 and encodes 225 amino acids. The record is from RefSeq and is a predicted model, not a curated record. The transcript has 6 exons. Lineage: Eukaryota; Metazoa; Chordata; Mammalia; Chiroptera; Mormoopidae. Gene Ontology annotation, cellular component: plasma membrane.
UGUUCGGUGGUCGGGGAGAUGAACUGGGGGCUCUGAGCACAGAGGCCCAUCCCUCUUUUCUGUGCAACUCAGUUUCUCCCAAAGUAGGAAAGUGAUGGAUGAAGCUAAAGUUAUAUUCAUAGAUUACUAUCCCUGCCAUACUCCCCAUUUCCAUUCCAGCCAUUCUGAUUUCCGAUGGGAGGGGUGCCCAGGGUCGUUCCAGCUGGUAGGUUUGUUGCUCAUUGGAGUGGCUGCUUGGGGUAAGGGCCUGGGUCUGGUGUCCAGCAUCCAUAUCAUCGGCGGAGUCAUUGCUGUGGGAGUCUUCCUUCUUCUCAUCGCUGUGGCUGGACUGGUGGGCGCUGUUAACCACCACCAAGUAUUGCUCUUCUUUUACAUGAUCAUCCUUGGUUUGGUCUUCGUUUUCCAGUUUGCAGUCUCUUGCUCAUGUCUGGCCAUUAACCGAAGCAAACAGACAGAUGUCAUCAAUGCUUCUUGGUGGGUCAUGAGCAACCAGACCCGGGAUGAACUGGAAAGAAGUUUUGAUUGUUGUGGCUUAUUCAACCUCACAACCCUGUAUCAGCAAGAUUAUUCUUUUUGCACUGCAGGCUGCAAGGUCCAGAGGCCCACAUGCCAGAUGUGUGGAGAAAAGUUUCUUAAGCAUUCAGAUGAAGCCCUGAAAAUCCUGGGGGGUGUUGGACUCUUCUUUAGCUUUACAGAGAUUCUUGGUGUCUGGCUUGCAAUGAGAUUUCGGAAUCAGAAGGAUCCUCGAGCCAACCCCAGUGCCUUUCUAUGAGACUUUGGAUCCUUCUGACUUCACUCCUGCUCUCCCUAAGCUGAUUCUUACUCCCUUAGGGAAAACCCAGGGUCAAUAGCCUUUUUUGUUUGAGAAAAAGGAACGGCCCUUUGCCAUCCUCUAAAGGUGACUCAAUAGCCAGGCUCUCCACCUUGACAUCUUCUGGUGGGAGCAAGAGUAUAAGGACUAAGGAAAAACAACUUAUCUGCUUGAGUGGAUAUGUGAAGCUCCUGGGAGUGCAUGAGAUGGUAUGGGGGUUGGACUCAUUCCUGGCUGACUCCCCUCUUCUCCCUUCCAUAUGCUGGACCACCGCAAAACAUCCUGGCCUGCCUCCAAGGGAAAACCAGAGACAGAGAAAACCACCAAGAACUCUUUCUUGUAAUAAGCAGCACCCAGUUUGGGGGAACUUCAGUGAAUAUAAAAAUAAAAGCCAUUUAAACUCCAUACACAAAGAA